UUUGAAUUGUGGGAAAUAAAUGUCUGCGCCCAGUGUUGCUACUAAGGACUACCUUACCUAAAUGUGAUUACUGACUUUUUCAAAUUGUAAACGAAGACCUCUCAAUAAGGCAAAGUGUAGAUCGGUGUUUUGGUUAAAAACAUUAAUCUGAAGAUGUCGGAAAAUACGCAGAAGGACUCUGGAAAUGCCCUCACCGGAGCUAUUAUUUCUGAAAUGCUGGGGAAGAACUUCGAGAGACUGCCUGACUUUGAUAAGAAACUCUUCCUCUACGGACCCAUGUAUCUGGCGGGGAACGGGGCUCUUGCAGGAUUGAUAUCCAACAGCUUGUAUCGCAGAGGCCUGAAUGUCACGCAGGCACGCAUCUCCUCCAGCCUGCCACUGGCCGUGAUGCCCUUCCUGACAACAUAUGCCCUUUACAGCGGUGCAGUGACCGGCCCCCUGCUGUCCGGGGAUCUCAACUGUCCCACCUGUGCCCUGAUCCGGGGUGCACUUGUUGGUGUGGUCGGUGGUGGCCUGUACCCUAUCCUCAUGGCUCUACCUGUGAACUUUGGGCUUGCAUGCAGGUACAAUACAGCACCGAUGGCAGAGAAGGGCAACACACUCCGGUACUGGAUGGACAUCUCCAAACCGGUCCUGAGGAAAAUGAGAGCGGUGAUUCUGCUCCAAGCGGUCUUUGGCACUUACCUGGCCUCCAGGCACUUUGACACGUACAUCAAACUGGCGGAGUUAACAUUUGACCGAAAGGAAGAGGAACUCAAAAACUAACAUGUACUAAACCCAAAAAUUAAAUGCGUUUUAAGUCAUUCUCAGCACCUCUUGGUUAUAUGUGCUUAUCAAAUUCAUCAUCUCAGGUGGAAUGUGCCUGAGAUAUUUUUCCACCACAAAUUCAAUUAUGUUUCUUUUAUAAAAAUUGCCUGUAUGUCUAUAUUAUCAUUUACAUUAUAAUACAUACAUUAUGUAGUAAUUAUUAGUUUAUUUUGCAGGAUAAAAUAACUUCAUUAAAUUCCUGCAUGUGGUAUUUAUCACAUAGGCAUAUCCCAUGUAUCGCUUAUCUUAAUCGAUUAUGCGUCUUAUGUCCUUAAUAAUGUAAGCUGAAAAAAUAAAUUGACGUCAUCUUCAAAAAUGUAAUCGUCAACCAUUUUGAUAAUUGGUAAAGUCAUUAAUAAAACAUAUCUGCUGGUUUCAGUCACUCUCACUCAUACAUUUCUAUUUUCUAUUUAGUUUAACAUUUGAAAUGGCAUACUUUAGGAUAAAAGAGAAGAAAAGCCGUUCACACAGAUCUAAAAGCAAAGAAAAGGACAAUGCUGAAAAGGAUGAGAAGCAUAGCAAACACAAGGCAAAGAAAAAAGAUCAAUCUCAAAGCCGCAGUAAAAGCAAAGAGAAGAGUAAGAGGUCAAAAAGCAGAGAGAAGACAAAAGUGAUGACAGAAAAGGUCGCUCGAGGAGCAAAGACCAAAAUAAGAAAGUCUGAUCACAGUAAAGAUAGAAAUAAGAGUCAUGAGUCUGAUACAAAGCCUAAAGAGGAUGCCAAAGGUAAAAACGGUGAGAAGAUUAGGACAAAGUCACAAAGCAAGGAAAGACACAGUUCAAAAUAGGAAACAGCAAGCUUGGAAAGAAGGAAAAACGAUCAGUUAAACCAUCCAUUCUCGAAAGUCCUGUUCAUAAACUAGUUGUACUUGUAGAAAACAACUAAGAAGUGUUUUAAUGGAACCGUAGAGAUCUUUGAACACUUACCAGUGUAUUAAAGUACUUCACAUAUAUCCACCUUGGUUCUUGAAAUGACUAGAUUUAUUCAGACAGGUUUCAUAAAUCAUAGUAAUGUGGUGGGAGUGUAACGGUCUGAGAAGUGUUUAUAUUUGGAUGUUCAUUUGUGUGCCUUGCUUAUCAAUUUAUGAUUUAGUAAAUUUGAGUGUAAUUAGAGAAUUAUAAAAUGUAGAGUGUUAUCUGGAUAGCGAAAUGAAGAAUGGUUCACAUUUGGGAUGUGGUCGGUGAGUCGCAUGACCACAGUCAGGUCAGAAGGCAUUGCCAUGGCAACGCAUGCCGUUGGCAUAAUCUACAGGGUUCAAGAGGCGCACACGGUAAAUGUUUCUCUUUUGUGAUAUGUGUGUUAAUAUUUAGUGUGUGCUUUGAUUUAGCUAAUGUGUUAGGUGUUACGAUUUAAUGUAAACUUUCAACUGUUCAUUUCUUAUAGUUUACACGUUGUCUUCGGAGAAUGAGAGCGAGAGGGAGAGAAUAAACCGUAAAAAAGA
Gymnodraco acuticeps is the source of this 2248-nucleotide messenger RNA. It is a transcript of the gene tmem126a, whose product is annotated as transmembrane protein 126A. Gene Ontology annotation, cellular component: mitochondrion. Lineage: Eukaryota; Metazoa; Chordata; Actinopteri; Perciformes; Bathydraconidae. Gene Ontology annotation, biological process: mitochondrial respiratory chain complex I assembly. Bases 154 to 765 code for a protein of 203 amino acids. The record is from RefSeq and is a predicted model, not a curated record. The transcript has a single exon.